This is a messenger RNA of Cylicocyclus nassatus, 330 nucleotides long. The record is from the annotation of a GenBank genome assembly. NCBI's taxonomy places the organism in Eukaryota, Metazoa, Nematoda, Chromadorea, Rhabditida, Strongylidae.
AUGCAAACCAUCCUCUUCGCACUGGCACUGCCUUUAGCUUUGGCUUCGCCUGAACAAGUGCAUCUAUCCUUUCAAGGCAAUCAUUCUGUAAUGGGAGUGUCAUGGAUGACAUUCAAGAAAGAUGACUCCGAUGUAUUGUAUGGCACAACGCUGACCAAUUUGGAAUGUACAGCAAAAGGGACAAAGAAAGAAUGGCGUACUGGCGAUAUCACUCGAUACUCACAUAGGGCAUUAAUGCAGAAUUUGCGUCCUUCAACUACUUAUUGGUACAAGAUCGGAUCCCGGACAUUCCAGUUCAAGACACUCCCGGAAAACCCCACUUCAUACCGG